Suillus subaureus is the source of this 2139-nucleotide messenger RNA. Its product is annotated as RNA polymerase I-specific transcription initiation factor RRN3. The annotation marks the transcript as partial. The record is from RefSeq and is a predicted model, not a curated record. The transcript has 5 exons. Gene Ontology annotation, biological process: transcription initiation at RNA polymerase I promoter. Gene Ontology annotation, molecular function: RNA polymerase I general transcription initiation factor activity; RNA polymerase I core binding. NCBI's taxonomy places the organism in Eukaryota, Fungi, Basidiomycota, Agaricomycetes, Boletales, Suillaceae. Gene Ontology annotation, cellular component: nucleus.
AUGGACCCGCAUUCAAGACUCUCCCAGUUCAAUCAAAGAGCACCAAAAACUGGACCAUUCUCACCCUCCGUGCGAUUCGAGCCAACCCAAAAAGUCACCCUAGAUAAGUAUACCAAAGCCUCCUCAUCAUCGAUGCCAUCGGACUCGCCACUGUUCACCUCUCGCCCUAUCGCGACAAAUUCACGGGUGAAGCAGGAUGAACAAUUCAAAAAGGACAUGUUCCUUGCAUAUGUGAAUAAGGCCAUACGCGAGAAGCUCAAUGGGCAUAGCAAAGAUUUUGAUGACCUUGUUGACCAGUUUAGUCCGAAUAAAUCUACGCUCGCGCCUACCGUGUCAUCUCUGCAGCUCCGUAUCUGGCUUUCUGCACUUUCACAUGUCCUUUCUCGCCUCGAGAGGCGUCACGCACCACUGGUAGAGGCAAUCGUUCGUCUACCAUGGUCUACCAUGGAUGCUGUCUUCGUUAAAUCAUAUAUCGUAUUCAUUGGCAUGCUCAUAAGUGCGCGUCCAGAAUACCUAUUGCUUGUUCUUAACAGAAUAGCGAUGGGUUUCACAUAUCAAUCUGGCCUUCUCGCCGUCGCCUCCAACUUAGAGAGCUCCACCCCCUUAACGAGACGUGUGAUCUAUGAUCGACAACAUGCUCUUCUCGAACAUCUCUUAAACCUCGUACCAACUCUCCCAUCAUCUCUGGCUCCUCUCCUCGUACGAAACUUCCCCCACAAACGACAGCCACAAGCUGCACAUGUAGCUUAUAUUCGAAAUUUGCUCCGUGUAACUGAGUAUUGUGGCGAACUUUCAGAAAGGGUCCUGGGCCUUAUCGUGGAUCGAGCUUUGAUGGUCGAUGUGGAGAUUCAAGUAGAGCUGGAAGAGCUUGAAGACGCCGAACCUACGGACAGCGAACUCUUCGAAUUUGAUCCGUUUGAUACCAUAGUAGGGCAAGAGGGUGACUCUUCUGAUGAUGAAGAUGUUGAUGAUGAUCUGAGCGACCUAUCGUCUGAUGCAUCGUCAGACAAUGGUGCUGAAGAUACCCCCACAGACACCAGGCACAUUCAUGAUAUGGUCUCGAAACUUGACGCUAUUCUCAGGCUCGUAUUUGACCACUUCUACAAAUUGCAUUCAUCCAUGCCUACCGUCCUCGUACCUUCUUCUCCCUCCCUUCAUCCAACAACUACGCACGAUCGUGACCCACAAUUGCACGAGCCACAUACCCUACUUGCAAUCCAAUUUCACACUCUCCUAGCCAUCUUCGACAGAUCUAUCCUCCGCACUUUCAAGUCCCGAUACACCCAAUUCCUCCUUUUCUGGUACGCUUCCCUUCAUCCCGAGUUCUCAGACCUGUUCCUUGGACUACUUGUCGACAAAGCCCUCUUUGGAAGCGCAAGCGCGAGUGGCGUGGAACGUGCGGCAGCAAGCAGUUACAUCGGAAGUUUUGUCUCGCGCGCACAGUUUAUUGACCGUGAGGGCGCACAGAGAGCCGUUAAGGUCCUAUGCGCGUUUCUUGGAGCACACUUAGAUGCUGUCGAGGCUGGUAAUGCCGCUAGCAAUAAUCACAGCGUUUUUUAUGCGGUUGUCCAGUCUGUAUUUCUGGUGUUUUGCUUCCGUUGGCGUGAUUUACAGGAGGAACCGGACGAACAAGAGGUGGAGCGGAAGAUAUGGAUAAGCGAGCUAGGAGUCGUGCAGAGGGUCAUCACAUCUGAUCUCAAUCCUCUCAAGGUCUGCUCUCAGAAUGUUGUGCACCAAUUUGCUCGCAUUGCGCAAGCAACUGAUUUCACAUACUGCUUCUCCAUUCUGGAGGCGAACAAACGAGCACCGUACCCUGUAUUUGCCGGUGUAGCACCCGGUAGCGCUGGCCCACAGGAGUUGCAUACUUUUUUUCCUUUUGAUCCCUUCAAACUACCCCGCUCAGGCGAGUACAUACAAGGCGUAUAUCGAGAGUGGGCAACGGUGGCUAUUGGCGAUGAAGAUGAAGAAGAGGACGGAUAUGAAGAUGAAGAUGACCUGAUAGAAGAGAGCCCAGCAGUUGAUGACUGGGAGUAUGGACAAGGCAGCUCGUGCAUACCAAUCACUGUCUCGAAACGGGGAGAGUCGGAUGACGAUGGAUUGGGCGCGUCCUUUGGUGGAAUGAGCAUCAGUCCAGCUCAG